GGAUAUAACUGUGGUCAGAUUUACCAAAUGGAGGGAGAGCUUUGUACGUGUCUCUGUGUGUGGAGUACAGGUGCUCUAGAAUUUUUUCCCCCCCCUCUGGUUGCACUUUUAACAUGCUGAUGGAAAUUAUGUUUAAGUAUCCCUGCAUUAAAGUCUCCGGCUACUAGGAGAGCCGCCUCUGGGUGAGUGGUUUCCUGUUUGCUUAUUUCCUUAUACAGCUGAUUGAGUGCGGUCUUAAACAGCCACGAAAAGUAUAGCUGAAAACUCUCUAGGCAGGUAGUGUGGUCUGCAUUUUAUCACAAGAUACUCUACUUCAGGAGAGCAAAAUCUAGAGACUUCCUUAUAUUUCGUGCAGCAGCUGCUGUUUACAAAUAUGCACAGACCACCCCUCUCGUUUUUACCGGAGUGUGCUGUUCCAUCUUGACGAGAAGUCUGUGUUCAAUGCCUGGCUUUGUUCGUUUUGCAUGGCCCGGUUCCCCGGUUGAGUGGAGAUUGCAUAUUUUAGAAUAUUCCAUUGGUCCUUAAGUGAAUUCUCCACCCACACGGGGGAACUGGGCCAUGCAAAACAAAAUGGUCCAAUCAGAAUAGGGCUAUAGGGGUUGGGCAAGUGAGUGCUCUUGGGUUGUGUAUAGUUAAUUAUUCCAGGAAGAGAAGUGCAUUGCAGUGUUGCGUGGGGAGGAGUAACAUUUUCAUGUCAUUUCUCUGAAGUGGAACUAAAGCGCGCAGUAUGUUGUGCAUGAGACCCAACUCCCCAGCUCUUCAGAAAACUAUUAAAUAGUGAAAUUCAGUCUUUGGACCUCUUAACACCUAACAGAAAGUAGAACCUAAAUCUUAUCCACAAACACAGGCAGAUAUGGCGUCCUCCAGCAGUGUCCUGUCUGAAGAGCAGUUCCUGUGUUCUAUCUGUCUGGAUGUGUUCACUGAGCCCGUCUCUAUUCAAUGUGGACACAACUUCUGCAUUGCCUGUAUCAGGACGUAUUGGGAUGGCAAUGAAAUGUGCCAGUGUCCCAUGUGUAAAAAAACAUUUUAUAAGAGACCAGAUCUGUUCAUCAAUACAUUCAUUUCUGAGAUGGCUGCUCAGUUCAGGAAAUCAGUUCAAGUAAAAGCCACCAGCAGCUCAGACCAACUCCCUGCCAAAACUGGAGAAGUCUCCUGUGACAUCUGCACUGGAAUGAAGCUCAAGGCCCUGAAGUCCUGCCUGGUGUGUCAGACCUCGUACUGUGAGACUCACCUGGAGCCUCAUCAGAGAGUCCCAGCCUUAAAGAGACACAAGCUGAUCAAACCUGUGGAGAAUCUGGAAGACAGGAUGUGUAAGAAGCACGACAGACUCCUGGAGCUGUUCUGUAGGACUGAUCAGACAUGUGUGUGUCAGUUCUGCACUGAGGCAAAACACAAGACUCACAACACAGUCCCUCUAGAGGAAGAGUAUGGAGAGAAGAUGGCUGAACUGGGGAAGAUGAUGGCAGUAGUACAGCAGAUGUUGCAUACAAGAUCUAGAAAGGUUAAGGAGAUCAAACACUCUGUAGAGCUCAGCAAGAGAGUUGCAGAGAGAAAGAUAUUAGACAGUGUGCAGGUAUUCACUGCUCUGGUUCGCUCCAUUGAGAGAAGUCAGGCUGAGCUCAUUGAGGUGGUCAAAGAGAAGCAGAAAAAAGCGGAGAGGCAGGCUGAAAGGCUCAUUAAAGAGCUGGAGCGGGAAAUCACUGAGCUACAGAGGAGAAGCACUAAGCUGGAGCAGCUCUCACACACUGAGGACCACCUCCACCUCCUACAGAGCUUCCCAUCUCUUUGCACCCUUCCACCCACCAAGGACUGGUCUAAGAUCAGUGUUCACAGUGAUCUGUAUGUGGGGACUGGGAGGAGAGUUGUGUCCCAACUGGAGGAGACACUGAAUAAAGAGAUGGAUAAAGUCAAAUUGAAGAGGGCGCAGCGCUAUGCAGUAGAUGUGACUCUGGACCCUGAUACGGCAAAUCCCUAUAUCAUCCUGUCGACAAGUGGGAAAGAAGUGAGAUAUCAACAGAAACAACAAGAUCUCCUUGACAACCCAAAGAGGUUUUCCACCUGUCCUUGUGUCCUUGGAAAUAAAGGUGUCUCCUCAGGAAGAUCGUACUAUGAGGUGACUGUUAAGGGAAAGACUAAGUGGGAUUUAGGAGUGGCCAGAGAGUCCAUCAACAGGAAGGGAAAUAUCACUCUGAGCCCUAAGGAUGGAUACUGGACUGUGGCACUGAGGGAAAGGUGUAAGUACCUAGCCUGUACCUCCACACCUGUCCUCCUCUCCCUGAGAGAAAAGCCCCAGAAGGUGGGGGUGUUUGUGGAUUAUGAGGAGGGUCAGGUCUCCUUUUAUGAUGUAGAGGCCAGGUCUCACAUCUACUCUUUCACUGGCUGCACCUUCGCUAAGAAACUAUAUCCAUACUUAGGACCUUGUGCUAAUUUUGGGGAUGAAAACUCUGCUCCUCUGAUUAUCUCCCCUGUCAAUCACACAGACUGAGGAUGACGUUUUGACAUUGCCGAAGUGUGGAGAUGUUACCAAAGAUAAUGGUAUCCUGACAAAUACUCAGCAUGGACCUGGAUUCCGUUAAGUUUAAAAUACUGCACUUUGCAUUAACAUCACAUGAAUCACAGAAAAAAAGAUCCCUGCAAAUAUUUAGUUUAAUAUUAGAUUAAAUUGUUCCAGUCUCUUCCGUUUGGUCAUUUCUUAAUGUACAUAUACAUAAUGUGUGUUUAUGUAAUAAUGUGGUGCUGAUGUGACUGACUGUAUUGCGAUUCAUUUCAUGUCAUCUCUGACAUCAAUGAUUUAGCAAGUGCUCUCCUGUCCCCAUCGUGCUUUACAACACACGACUAUAUUUUGAAGUGCCUUUCUUGUGUUGCUUGUUCUGUCUUUGAUUGUAACACAAUGUCAUUACAUUUGAAAACACCAUUAAAGAAACAACUGCAGU
Messenger RNA from Oncorhynchus mykiss (rainbow trout), 2933 nucleotides. Its product is annotated as E3 ubiquitin-protein ligase TRIM39. Lineage: Eukaryota; Metazoa; Chordata; Actinopteri; Salmoniformes; Salmonidae. Gene Ontology annotation, molecular function: zinc ion binding; protein binding. The record is from RefSeq and is a predicted model, not a curated record.